Molecule: messenger RNA, 7362 nt
Organism: Dicentrarchus labrax (European seabass)
Lineage: Eukaryota; Metazoa; Chordata; Actinopteri; Moronidae
Gene: setd5
Product: SET domain containing 5
Exons: 26
Coding region: 918-5312 (1464 amino acids)
Molecular function (GO): protein binding
Source: RefSeq, a predicted model, not a curated record
UGGUUGUGUGUCAGUUUCGCUGGGACCCGCGGUCGAUGCCGGUGAGGAGGGGGAUGGGCGCCUCGGCGAAUGUAAGGACCCGAGACAGAAUCAGAGCCCUGUAUCACAUACAGCAGCAUAUACCCCAUUAUAAAUAGCGACUGUAAAUAUACAAUACACUAAAAUAAAUGGAUUUAUCCACCGGGGAUCUAUAAUAGACAUUCAAUGGAUGCAGUGCACCUGAACAGGACAGGGAAUUUAACUUUCCGUCUAUGCGUGGGAGACACUGAGAAGUUUGUUUCCUACCCCUGGAGAGGGAGCUACUUUUAAGGGCAAAGGAUACAGGAGACUCCGAGGCCGGACUACAGGCCUACUGGGCUGGUUGGAUUUGAUGUUGGGAUACUAUAAGGACUUCCUACUGUACUUGAAUUUGCCUCGCUUAUACAAGUUUGGAAUGCCUCUUUAGGUCCCCCAUGACCGUGAGCCGUGGGCUACGGCUCGGCGGCGCCCCACCUCUGGAGUGGUCUGUUGCUCUAAUUGGGACCCUGUGAUUCCUCUUCUCACCUUUCCUCCUCCCCCCAUCCCAUCCUGUCCCUCCCCUCCCCCUCCCCUCCCUCCCCCCUCUUCCCCCUCUCCCACGCGUCGCUGUGCUGGACGUCAUGAGCAUAGUAAUUACGCUGGGAGUCACCACACCUGAAACGUCUUACUCAGAUAUGGCUGCUGGAUCAGACAGUUUUCUGUCUUCUCCACAAAGUCUGCUGGAGAGACCCGAAGAGAUGGGAAGUGCAGUCCACCAAAGACUAAACUUUCCCAGACAGAAAUAAAGGAAAUAACACCCUGAGUCAGUUGAAGCAAGCCCUGCCGUGAAUGAGAAAAACUACAACAACCACAGCUGUGGGAGCGCACAGAGUCAUGGGUAUCGGGGACUACCGUAUGCUAUGCAACAGUCUUCCGUUGUGUGUUGUCAGGAUCACAACUAUGGCGCGCCCCCUCCCCCUACCCCACCCGCCUCCCCGCUCUCCCAAACCAUCAUUCCCCGCAUGGAUCUCAACGGCGUGGUACGCAGCUCCCGCUAUCACGAAGCUAAUGAGGACAACUCAGCCGACAGCGACAGCUCCUCAGAGGAGGAUGGGGCUAUGGCCAGCUGGUGUCACUGCAGCCUGACGCCGGAUGGCCUGCUCAUCAAAUGUGACAACUGCAGGGGACUCGACAGGAGGAAAGGAGCAGAAGGUCAACACAGAAAAACAGAAAAUGUCUCAGCUGGAGAGAGCAGUGCCACAGAGAGUGGCGACGAAGAGGUGUCACCCUCCACCAUCUCCUACACUGCCACCCAGCACACGCCCACCAGCAUCAAACUUACUGUCAACCGGGUCAAAAGGAGCAAAUCCAAAAAGAGGAAGAAGAGCACGGAGAAGGCCCGUGGAACACCAAAGGGCAAGAAAGUCAAGGCUUUCAGAGAGGGUUCUAGGAAGUCCAUGAGGAUGAAGAACUCAACAACAGAGGCCAGCGUGUUGGAUGAGAACACAGCAGAAGGAUGGGAGAGCAGGAUCCGCCAGUGGACGGACCAAUAUGAGGAGGCUCUGGCCAACCAAUACAGUGCAGAUGUCCAGACACUUCUCCAGCUUCACCGCGCUGCCACCACCACCGACUCAAAGGCAGAGAGCGGCACCACAACGCCUCCUUCCACCACACAAAUCCACGCCUCCGUCGACGCCAUGGACACCAUCAACCGCACCGAGCUAGCCUGUAACAACACAGUGCUGGGCUCACAGAUGCAGCUACAGUUGGGCAGGGUAACGCGGGUUCAGAAACACAGGAAGAUCCUCCGAGCAGCCAAGAACCUGGACCCAGACACACUCAUCAUUGAAUAUCGGGGAAAGGUCAUGCUCAAACAACAGUUUGAAGUCAACGGGCACUUCUUCAAAAAACCCUACCCAUUUGUACUCUUCUACUCAAAGUUUAAUGAUGUAGAGAUGUGUGUUGAUGCGAGGACCUUUGGAAAUGACGCACGCUUUAUCAGGAGGUCCUGUACACCCAAUGCUGAGGUCCGGCAUAUGAUUGCUGAGGGCAUGAUCCAUCUGUGUAUCUAUGCCAUCAGUCAAAUCACAAAGGACGCUGAGGUCACCAUUGGAUUCGACUACGAGUUCAAUAGCUGUAAUUACAAAGUGGACUGUGCCUGCCAUAAGGGCAACCAGAACUGUCCGGUGCAGAAGCACAACCUGAGCCCCAGGGAGAGCUUGCUGAGUCCUCCCUCCCUGCCACCUCCCUCCCCUCUGGUUGGCGCCGAGACUCGACGAAGAAAAGCACGGAGGAGAGCGCUGGAGGGCUGCCUCAGUGGUGAUAGCAACCAGACCCUGGACCAGCACCAGGAGGCCAAAGAACUGCAAGGGACCAGUGAUACAGAGGAGAGACUGCUGGAUGAGGUGAAGGUGGAAGAGGGAGAGGAGGGAGAGGUGGAUGAAAACGGGGUCACCAUCUCCAGUAAAAAAACAUGUAACAGUUUGGAAAGGAGGCGGAGGAGAGUGGGAGGAACAGAGGUAAAAGAGGAGGGUGUGGAAACUGAGGACGGGGCAGGAAACCCCACAGUGAACACCCCCACACCCCAAAACACUGGGGUCAGCACACGACGCACCACCUAUGUCAUGGAAGCACCAUCUAUUGAAGAAAAGACAUCAUUACCCAACCUGCCCGCCCCAGUUGCCCCCCCUAAACCUGCACGACCCACCAAACCUCGACCCAAAAGUCGGAUCUCUCGCUACCGGUCAAGCUCAUCCCAGCGUGCCCGGCGACAGCGUCAAGCCCAUGCCCAACAGGUAGCGGCUGCUGCAGCCGCUGCCAUGGGAGCAACGCCAUCUUCAGCCGAUCAGGGUGCUGCUCUCGACGAAGAGGGCUCACAGGGUCCAUAUGGCGCUGAACAUGGCCACGGAGAGAGUGGUCUUGGGGGUCAUCUCCUAGAUGGAGAUGUCCAGGGUCUAAACUGCAUAAAUAGAGGCAACUUGCGCUACCCCAAGACCAAGAAGUACCUGGUGACAGAGUGGUUGCAUGACAAGGUCCCUGGAGGAGAGAAGGUCCACCAGGAGGUACCCGUCGAGCGCCCGCUGCGGAUAACCACUGACCCCACGGUGCUGGCCACCACCCUCAACAUGCUGCCAGGCCUCUCCCAUUCGUCGCUCAUCUGCACCACACCCAGACACUACGUCCGCUUCGGCUCCCCCUUCAACCCCGAGAGACACCGGCCCCGCCCACUCCAAAUGGAUGGCACUUAUGGCUGCUACAAGAAGAGAUGGAUAAAGCAGUUGGAGGACGAGAGCUGUUCAGCCAGUGUGGAGGAUGGCACAGAGUCCACCUCGUCCCAGCAAAGCACCAGUAGCAGAUCCACCCCUAAUCCCCUUUCCAGCGAAGUCAACGCACCGUUUAAGAAGCGCCGCUCAAAGUAUUUGGCAGGGACGACACCAACACCCUCGGACCACCUGCUCCGCCCGCUGUCACCUAUCACACCACCGCUCCCAGAGGACUCCCUCCACCCGCUGCUCCACACCCCCUGUGGCUCCCUGCUGCCCAACGGCCUGGCCUACUCACCCAUGCCCUCACUGCCCGCCAGCCGCUGCAACACACCGCUGCAAUUUGAAAACAUAUCAUCCCCGGAAGCGUCUCCUGUUCACCGGCCGGAGUCCAUCUCUCCUGAGCCAUGUCUUCAGACAGACUUUGACGUCCCUCGUCCUCAGUUCCCAGACCUGUCGCUCCCCUCCAGCCUGGAGAGCCCUGUGGCUGUGACCUCAGAUGACUUCUCCCUUCCUGGAGGCCCUUCAGGCCACGAUUCCCAGGGCCCAUCAUCUGUUGGGACCAGUUCCCUAAACCCAGCGUCCUGUCCUUCCUCAGACCUAACCCCCCAAAACAGGGAGCAGGCCUUCAAGACAGAGUUCAACCUCAUAUACACCUGCUCCCCCCUCAAUGCAAACCUGGGGAACCCCGUGGCCACCGACCGCCACCUCUCCCAGUCAGAAGGCGGCUUCUCUCCAGCAGAGUCCUUCCACAGUUCCAUAAGCGGCCAGGGGCUGCUGGGAGACGUGGGUACCGGCUCCAUGUCGCCCUAUGGUGAGCCUCAUUAUGGGGGAAGCUACCCGGAUAGUGGCACACCUCCUCACACCAGCAACCCACCUCAAAAGAAGAAGAGGGCCAACCAGCAUACCAUUAGUCUGCUGACAGGGAAGCCAGAUUACCAGGCUAUAGCUGUAAGAAGUGAAUACAAGCCAGUACAAAAUAUGGUGUCAUUGCUGGAGUACCGUAAGAGGAAGCAGGGAAGCGGUCGCGACUCGGAGCAGGUCGGGAGCAGCUCGUCUCUGGGUGGCACCCCCACCCGGCCUGGCUCUCACUACAGCCAGGACUCCCAUCAACCCCAUUCCCAUCAGCAGAUGUAUCCCCCGGCUUCCCCACACAGCUCCUUCUCUUCCUCAACGCACGCCUCCAUCCCGCAGAUAGAGGAGGUCAGUCCUCCAGACCACCAGGGCUCGUCAGUUCAGUCCAGACGCCAGGACAGCAACAACCAGUGGAUGGUUCCAACUACUGUUGAACGUCUAAGGGAAGGUCAGGGGGUUCUGGAGCGAGUGCUAAGAAGCAUCAAGAUGGAGCGGAAUUACAAGAGAAGUGAUGGCUCAGCAGAGAAGGAAUCUGAUGCAGAUCGAUAUGAGAUGCAGGCAGCGGCCAUGGCUUCUCCCAUGAAGAGUCCACAAAGAUACAGUCCCUCUGUGUACUCACAUCAGUCAUCAGAAAGUCACCGGCAGACCGACAGCCCGUCGUUCAUCCAGCAAACCUCCAACUCUCCAUUCCGGGGUUCCUACAGUCCCUCAUCGGGCCAGAGCUUCUACCCACGCCUCUCCUCCUCUCACCCAGGACUGUCCCAGGACCACCCUCCAUCCUCCUACCCCAGUCACACCACCAAUCCCGCCUCCUCCUCCUCAGACUCCAAGCUGCCAGUGGGCUCUCUACACCAGCAGAGUGGCAGCAGUAACGUGGACGGUGGCCACGGCUACGGCAACAGCCACUUAAAAGCGAGCCUUUUGAACAGCAGCGGCCUGCCGGGGACUCCCGCCCCGGGACCCAGGGCCCACGGGCAGACUAAAAUAGACUCGGGUGCCCAGGCCUCCAGAGGGAGCCAGCAGGCAUCUCGCAGCCUGAAGUCGGGUAGCCCGGGCCAGACAGCGCUGCAGGCAGGCUCCAGGUUGUUGUCGGCCUCUGGACCGACACACUACCCACAGCGAGGGUCAAGCCUCAGUCAGUUCCAGCACUCACCGCUCCAGGGACCCGGAGUAAGGACACAGUCAGGAAGCUUUUAGGACCUUGUUCAAGUGUGUGCGUAUGUGCGAGUGUGUGCGUGUGAGUGUGUAUGAAGCUGCGUACCUCCUCAACCCCUGCGGUGAAAUGGGGCUCAGGGAGUUUGGGGAGGGGAAAUGUACAGACCUAAGAGGAGCAAGGACUUCUUUACGGAUUUCUCCUUUUCUUAUUUUCUGUCUUUUCUUUCUUUAUUUACAGAAAAACAAAACAAAUUACCACAUUCUGCACAAAGCUAAUCAUUGACUUUGGACAUCAUUACGGAAUCAGUGGAAAAACCAAUUUGGAUGACACAUUCUGAAAAGAAUAACCAAGAAAUCACAUGUAACUUGAAAUUGUCCCCAGUGUUUCCUCAUGUGCCGGACUGUGCAAACAGGCUCUGUAAUGUCGGAAAGUAAAAACUUCCACACAAAUGUCUGUACAAAGUUAUAAAAAGCUGUACCUGUCGUCAUGGUACCCAGGUUGGAUAAAUGCUGAGAUGCAUAUGUAACUGAAAGCAAGAGUUUUAUUUUCUUUUUUUUUUUUUUUUUUUUGUCGUUACUUCUUUGAUUUGGCAAGUGGCCGAGUCUGUGCUGCAGUAAAUAAGUGUUUGAUUUGGAAAGAGGGGGAAACGAUGCAAGUGAAGGCGACAUGUUAAUCAUCCGUUCUAAAGAUGCAUUAGAGAGGCGGGGAGGAGGGGUCCUCCCUGGAUAGGAUCAUUCCAUGUGAUUACCAGUUUCCGUGUUCUCUCACUAAACAUGAAAACAGCCCUUUUUUUUCCUCCGUCUGUUCCAAUGUUCUGUUGUUUUGGGUUCUCUUCUGUUCUCUCAUCCCCACUGGACUGUUUUGAUUUCACAUUAGGACUACUUCACUGUAGACUUCUGAUAUUGUACUUGAGACAUACAGGUCUUAUGAUUCAUGGUGCUGCAUUCUUGUUUUUUUCCAAUAAAUUUGAAAUCCAGUUAUGUUCCCCACAUUUGGCUGCAUUCAUCUUGUCAUUAUAUCAGUUGGAACCAGUUUUCCAAAUUCAUACUUAUUAUAUAUUCUAGAGUGGGAUGCAGGAACAAAAUAAGAGGUGAAUAAUCCAAUGUAAUUUCUAAGAUAAAAUGUUGGCUUUUAUCCUGCAGGAUUUCUUUAAAUAUAUGUUUGUUUGUUUUUCCCUGACCAAUCCUUGCAUUCCGUGUGACACCGAGGGAAAACCAGGGAAGGGAUCUCUGAGGGAGUAUUUGGAUUGUUUAUAAAACCUAGGUUUAAAAAAAAAAAAAGCUGCUAUGUUCUCCUGUGAGAGCUGCUUCCCUUUCCACAGAAUGCUGUAUUUUUAUUUUUCCUUUUAACUCACAAACUGACUUGUAAUAAAGAGACAGUUCUCCUGACCGCCACAGUGGGACCUCAAACCGACGUUAAGCUGACAGCUGGGCGGCAGCAGGAGUCGCCCUCUCCUCCCUCUGAGACUUUUAUUUUGGACCGUAUGUGGAAACAAAACGUCUGCGUUCGUGUGGGAAAGCUUUGAGGACCGAGGGCCCGGUCAUGAGACUGGACCCCACCCGCCACUACACCCACCACACCUCCUCCCCUCAGUCCGCAAACACACAGAAGGGUACUCGUGUUACAUGAAUGUUUGACAAAUUGAAAAAAAUAAAGUUGUGACCCAAAAUUAACCAGCACCUUAAAAUGAAAGAAAUACAACCUAAAAGACACAAUAGGACAAUAUGUAUGAUUAUGUGUACUUGUAUAGAAAGAAAUGUGAUAUAGACUUGUAUGGAGAAAAUAUAGUACACUGAAUUUAUCGCAUGAUAUUUGUUUUUAGGGUCCGAGUGACCAACUCUGUCAGAUGGUUGGAAGCUGAUCAUUGGGUCUGUUCCUGGGUUCCUCCAAAAACCAGACGCUGCAUUCUCUUUUUGUUUUGUAAAGAUCAUUCUGUUGGUUUGGAUUUAUUUUUACACAGAUCAUAGUAGUAACUAUUUCAAUUGUUCCCCUCCAAAAGGUUUAAGAAGCAAGAGAUGUAAUGCUUUUUGAUAAUAAAAUAAUCAUGAUGGUAAUGUAUUUUGAAAACUACCAUUGUGAUGUGUCAUUUGA